Molecule: messenger RNA, 369 nt
Organism: Cantharellus anzutake
Lineage: Eukaryota; Fungi; Basidiomycota; Agaricomycetes; Cantharellales; Hydnaceae
Exons: 4
Coding region: 1-369 (122 amino acids)
Source: RefSeq, a predicted model, not a curated record
AUGUCAGAAGAACUUGGUCAUCAUUCUCAAAACUUUUCAGCUUUAGAAGGAGUUCUGACGGAGCACGAGGAAUUACCAGUGGAUAUCGUCACCACUCGAGGCGCUGAAAGCACCGAUUUGACAGGACGUGGCAGUGGCCAUCAGGCUCUAGCAAGUGACCCUGUGCCCGAAGUUGAACACCAGCUAGACCCGUCUGGCUCGACCUUGAAUUCUCAUCCAGUGGGCAACGCGACGGAUAGCGGCUCUUUCCCUGCAUUCCCUGCCGAACAGUUCUCAUCAGCGACUCAUAAUGUGUGGCUUGACGAAGACGAGUCUCUCCCCGAUCAGCCUACCGUUGUGGAACGCCCUUCGGUCGGCUCUCGCCUUUAA